AUGGCCUUUGACCAUAUGCCAGGUGCAACUGUGGAUUUGGGGAUGACCGCCAUUGGGUACAAUGACUGGGAUGAGGAAACCGCGAAAAGGAACCGGCCUGUCGUCUUUGCCUAUGGUGGCAGUGAGAUCAAGAAGAAUGAUCCGGACAUCAGCCUCACAGAGUUCAACCUGAGAGGCAAGUUCGCCAAAGACACGGAUGACAUGAAGUGGAUCAAGCGGCCUGGUAGAGGCAAGGAGCCGGAAAAGCUUCCCGGGCGCCUUGCUGGCUGCCACCUGCCCUGGACCGCAAACGAGCGCUUGGCCGUGGUGAUCACAGGCCACGACUCCUGCACCUCUCAUGCACGGGCGAGCCAGAAGUGCCCUUGCCGAAGCUUAAGGUGCAGAAUGCGCAAGUCAUGA
Effrenium voratum is the source of this 399-nucleotide messenger RNA. Lineage: Eukaryota; Dinophyceae; Suessiales; Symbiodiniaceae. The record is from the annotation of a GenBank genome assembly.